ACUAGCCCGGAGGAGGUUUCAGUCUCGCCGCCGGAAACGGUCGAAGCAUCGUCGACGAUGGGUGCAGCUUCUCUCCGAAAGGACUGAUAGCUUUGUUCUGACGUUUCGACGAAUCUGUCCCGCUGAACGGUUGCCUCGACGCUUGUCCGUUGUUUCACCGCGAUGAGGUGAUAGAGUUGCCUGAAACGAAGCGGACGCGUCAGCAUCGACCCUUGUUCCUUGAAACUGUGUUCGACGAGAGUUCGCUGAUCUGUCGGUUCUAUCAUGUAUUAAAUAUACGGUGUGACACAGUGUGCUACGACCGUUGAUUAUCGCACCGUGCAGUGGGACAUGGACGCGAAACGAACAGGUGUCAUUGUCUCGAUAGAACUCGAGGAACCAUAAACUACUAAUCGUUGCAGCAGCUCGAAACUGAUACGCGUGUUCGAAUAGAAGAGUUUCAGCCAGAACAGCGAGAAGGUACAUAAAUAUUGAAUCUACGAUCACUUUGAAAUGGAGCCAAGCAGUAGCUACCAAGAUUACCCGUGCAACAUCCCCAAGGCCUAUGGUUGCGAUCUGCGAAGAAAUUACGAACCGUGGAAUCCCGAGGAGAUCUUCCCAACCAUGUGCCCCCUGCCGAGUUACUAUAGCCUGGUGCCGGACAUGCUCAACGCGAGGACCCUGCCUUUCUCCUGGAACCUCCCUCUGAUAAGAUACAAGCCGCAACCGCGGUACGAGAAGCCGCCGUACUCUUACAUCGCUCUGAUCGCCAUGGCCAUUAAUUCGUCGCCCAAGCAGAGGCUCACCCUGUCCGGGAUUUACAGAUUCAUCAUGGACAGAUUCCCCUAUUACAGAGAGAACCGGCAAGGCUGGCAGAACAGCAUCAGGCACAACCUCAGCUUGAACGACUGCUUCGUGAAGAUACCGAGGGACAAGGUCGUCGGGGAGGACACCGAGGAGGAUCAGGCUGGGAAGGGUAGCUACUGGACCCUGGAUCCGUCAGCCAGCGAAAUGUUCGAACACGGGAACUACAGGAGGAGGAGGAUGAGGAAACAGAGAGGAUUCGCGCAGGACAAGCAGGAACAAGAUCGUGCCAACGUUCCGAUUUCGCCGGAACAACUUCCUAAUUCGAAGAGGCGGGAGAAGAAGAGAGAAUAUAAAAUAGUGAGUGCGAAGGAUGACGAAGAAGAAGCACAGACCACGAAAGUGAAAUACACAGAUACCCAAGGACACUGCGUAAAAUCAAUGAUGUUCACUAUCGAGAAUAUCUUACGGAAAUCUACGCACGAAUCUGCCAUUUAGCUACUCACGCCUGACGAAUCGUGUUCUCAAUUUUCGCUAUUUUUAAAGUCACGAACAUUUGUUGUUUCCUGUAAAUUGUUUUCAAAUGUAAACGAACUGAAACGAAUUACUAGUGCGUCGUGAGAAAAUUUCAACCAUUUACAAAAUAUGUACUUAAUUUAUAAAACUUGCAUUUGUUUUUUUACACAUCGUACUGUAAAGAAGAAUUCAAAUGUGCCGAAUAAUUCGGCCUACGCCUCUAUUUUCGCCUUUAUUACUUUGACUAAUAUAUGGUAAUUGAGAAACUACGAACACAUUUUCGGGGGUUCAGAAAUGUUCAGGAAACUCGCUCGUAUCUAUAUCAUGCAAGGAGAGCUUAUUUAUUGUUAAAAAUGAGGAGAACGGAUGAUUCUCGUCAGUAUUCUUAUAAGGUACAAUGUUAAAUUCAGCACGAAUCGUCUGCUCCGUAAAAUAAAAAAUAGCGUCAUUACACGUAGUAGGAAAACGCUGAAACUGGUAGAUAAAGUUACCAACAGUUGAGAGUUUGGCUGAAGUCACAUUUUGCCGCUAAACUCACUUCAACGAAGGUUCGGACAUUUUGUCACAUGAGGCGUUACUAUCGCUGGUGUAAUCUACUCUGUCGACUUCAUUUGGCUAGCAGUUUGAACAAUUUGCCAUUUAUCAAUUGGCGCUGAAGAAGAGGCACUACUAUUGCCUAAACACCAAUUGGUUCGUUCCGAAUUUUAUAUUGUGUCCAAUUGUAUCUUAUUGUCCUCUAUGUUUGCGGUAAUAAGGAAACUUUUUUUAAAUGA
This is a messenger RNA of Megalopta genalis, 2072 nucleotides long. RefSeq names its product forkhead box protein C2-A. Lineage: Eukaryota; Metazoa; Arthropoda; Insecta; Hymenoptera; Halictidae. Gene Ontology annotation, biological process: regulation of transcription by RNA polymerase II; cell differentiation; anatomical structure morphogenesis. The record is from RefSeq and is a predicted model, not a curated record. Gene Ontology annotation, molecular function: RNA polymerase II cis-regulatory region sequence-specific DNA binding; DNA-binding transcription factor activity, RNA polymerase II-specific.